Ipomoea nil (Japanese morning glory) is the source of this 1560-nucleotide messenger RNA. Its product is annotated as AP2/ERF and B3 domain-containing transcription factor RAV1-like. Gene Ontology annotation, biological process: regulation of DNA-templated transcription. NCBI's taxonomy places the organism in Eukaryota, Viridiplantae, Streptophyta, Magnoliopsida, Solanales, Convolvulaceae. The record is from RefSeq and is a predicted model, not a curated record. Gene Ontology annotation, molecular function: DNA-binding transcription factor activity; DNA binding. The transcript is spliced from 2 exons. Bases 123 to 1229 code for a protein of 368 amino acids.
UAUAUAUGCUACAACUUGCUCUAUCAUCACCAACCCAAUUCAUACUUCUAUUCCUUCUUUUGCUUUCUCUCUCUCUCUCUCUUCUCUCUCUUGGUCUGUCUCUGAAAUCAAGCUAAGAAAUAAUGGAUGCAAGCAGCAUAGAUGAGAGCAGUUCUAGCGACUCUAUGUCGGUUGCGCAUGCUUCGGCAUUGAAUUUGCCGGCGACCAAGUCGCCGGAGAGCCUGUGCCGAAUGGGGAGCGGCGCGAGCGUGAUCAUCGACGCGGAGAACGGGGUGGAGGCGGAGUCCGGCAGGAAGCUGCCGUCGUCGAGAUUCAAAGGCGUGGUCCCCCAGCCGAAUGGGCGUUGGGGGGCCCAAAUCUACGAGAAGCACCAGAGGGUGUGGCUAGGGACGUUCAACGAGGAGGAGGAAGCCGCCAGGGUGUACGACAUCGCCGCCCAGCGCUUCCGCGGCCGCGACGCCGUCACCAACUUCAAGCCCCUGUCGGAAACAACCGACGGCCGCAACGGAGACGAUGACUACGAGGCCGUGUUCUUGAGCUCCCACUCCAAGGCGGAGAUUGUCGACAUGCUCCGCAAGCACACCUACACCGACGAGCUGGAGCAGAGCCGCCGAGCCUUCAACAUUAACAAUAUGACUACUCCCCGGAAACCGGAGGCCGAUAGAUCCGCCAAGUCCCGGGAGCGGCUCUUCGAGAAAGCCGUGACUCCCAGCGACGUCGGCAAACUGAACCGCCUCGUGAUCCCCAAGCAGCAAGCGGAGAAGCACUUCCCCCUCCAAAACGGCGCCGUCACCUCCAAGGGAGUUCUCUUGAACUUCGAGGACACCAACGGAAAAGUAUGGCGGUUCCGGUACUCGUACUGGAACAGCAGCCAGAGCUACGUCCUCACCAAAGGGUGGAGCCGUUUCGUGAAGGAGAAGAGCUUGAAAGCCGGAGACAUUGUGAGUUUCCACAGAUCGACCGGACCGGAAAAACAGCUCUUCAUCGACUGGAAGGCCAGGAAUGGGACCGGAUCCCCCGACAUCUCCACCGUCCCGGUUCAUCCGGUUCAAGUGUUUAGACUAUUUGGAGUCAACAUAAGCAAGAGUACAGUAUCCCCUAUGGCUAUGGCUAUGGAUACCACCAAUAAUAUCAGUAGUUGCAGUGGUGGCAAGAGGAUAAGAGAAGUAGUAAUGGAGUUCUUGCCAUUGGAGUGUAGCAAAAAGCAAAGGGUCAUUGAUGCUUUGUAACAUCGAUCUCCAAACUCGAAUCUCAAACAUGAAUAGUAUAUGUUAUCUCAACUAGGCCGGUUUUAGAAAUCACCUUUUAUUUCUAAUCUUUGGUUUUUAAUUUUUUUGGUUUUGGUUUUGGGAAGGAGUUGAAGGGAGGGAUGGGCAGUUGCAAGUUGCAAGUUCCAAUUUGUAUAUUAGUGUUUUUAGGGAAGCUAAGAAUGGUGGCUCUAAUAAAGAGCUCAUCAUCAUCAACAACUAGGUAAACAUUACCAAAAAAAUGUGGAAAUAGAAAUAACAUCUUUUAACUUGUUCAUGCUCAAAAGUACAUACGUUUCUUGUAUUGUUUUUA